AAAAACACACAGUGCAGACCCGGGACAUCACACAAGUGUGGGUGGGGUUACAUUGAUGCGCAACCUGACAGUAAUGUGCAUCCACGGCGAGCCCCAAAGUCUUAAACCUCAAUGAGAACAAAUACCCUGCAGGAGGAGACAGAGGGAGGCGUACAGACUCCUUGUACUUCAGUCUCUACAGCAGAACUGUACAACAGAGGAUUAACCCUGACCGGAUUUGGAGGUUUCGAGUCGUAAGUAGGACGUUUAUCCAAACAUUUAUCCCCGAAUUAGAGUUGAUCUUUUCCCCACCCUGUGCAUCCCUUUUAGGAUUGAACAUUAUGGCAUGGCCGUGCAUUACGCGUGCUUGCUGCAUCAACCGCUUUUGGACCGAGCUAGAUAAAGCAGAUAUCGCGGUGCCUUUGGUUUUUACUAAAUACUCCGAUGUAGCCGACGUGCAGCACCUGCCCCAUCACCCGCAGCCGAAACAGAAGAAGGUCGGUGCCAUUGCCAUAGAAACCCAGCCGCAUCCCGACCAGCAGGAGGCUGUGAAGGCACCGCCCGCGACGGGUGCCGCAGCGGGCAAAGAUGGCUCUGCUGCGUCCGUCAUGCGCCAAGACUUUAAGGCGUGGAGAGUGCGCCCCGAGCCCAGCUGCAAACCCAGAAACGAGUACCAACCACCACCGGCCCCUUUCAAUAACGUAACUCAAUAUCAGAAAGAUUACAAGCCCUGGCCUAUACCGAAGAAGCACGACCACCCAUGGAUCCCCAAACCCAGUCCGACUGCUACCGCCGGUGGGAAGCAGGAGCAUGCGGCCGCCGAGGCCGAAAGCGGCGUGGAGAAGAGUGAGAUCGAGGAGAAAUUGCAGGAGAAAGAAACAAAGGAGUUGGUGAAGAGAGGCGAGAUCAGGGAAAAGUCGGCUGAGAGGAAAGCAGGUGAGAAGACUGAGGUACAGAUGUCUGCAGAUGUGAGCGCGGAGCAGCGGAGAGGCAGAGCAGCUGCAGACGCUCUCAACAGACAGAUAAAGGAGGUUAUGUCGACUUCUAGCAGCUACAGGACUGAGUUCAAAGCAUAUAAGGAUGUGAAACCAGUGAAGCCCAUCAAAGCUCCGUCUCAGUAUAAACCGCCUGGGGAGGAAACUAGUCUGGAAACCAGCUACAGUGCCACUUUCAAAGGGGAGCAGGUGAAGGCUCAGGUGACUGACAACAAGCUGCUGGAGCGCAGGAGGAUACGCAGCCUGUACAGCGAGCCGGGCAAGGAGCCCGCCAAGGUGGAUAAACCAGUGUCUCGCACCAAACCCAAAAAGGCACCAACAACAACAGGGAAGAUGGUGAAAAAAGCUAAAGAGAAACAGAUUUCUAGUUCCCUGUCAGCCAAGAAGAAACCUUCUGUGGAUGCAUCAGAACCCAAACCAGAAGGAGUUGUGACCAAGAAGAGCAAAGAGAUCAGCAAUAGACUUGCUGAAGGAAAACAGUAGAAGCGGUCUUUUGCUACACUUCUAAGUGUGUGAUAACAGGCUACACAAUGAAAUAGUUGAAUCUCUUCCCUUUGGUUUACCUCCUUACCUGUUGUCCUGUCUUACAUAGUUCACCUUUGAACGAGCACUGACAGUAAGCUUUUAGAAUAACGCAAAUAAUUUCACUGUUAACUAUGCGUGUGAAAAUAUGAAUGUUUGACAGUGAUUUCUUUGUGUAGGACUGCUUUAUAUUAUUGAGCACAUAAUUUGCACAUAUGAGUUCUAUUUUAUGUCAAUCUUUAAAAAGAGCCAUCGGUACACAUGCAGUAUGUGUAUGAAAGGGCAUUUUUAUCUUUGUCUGAAUGGAUGAUGACUGAGAUCCGUAUUAAAAUGAUUGUUGAAAUGUCAAAGAGAUGCUUUUUCUCUGAGACUGAAUUACACAAAGGGUUUUGUAAAAGUGCAAACUCUGUUUUAUGGUUUCCUAAUUACAGUGCCUCUGCUGUAUGGUCCUGGUUUUCAUUUCAUUGUUCUGAAUGAUAUCUGGUUUCAUCAGUUUGGUUGCUAAGAAACCAAAUUAACUGUAAUGUAAUUGCUACAGCUUGCAUGCAAGACCCUAAUUUUGGUUGAGUAGCAACAUUUUAGCAGACUGUGCUCCGCAGUCACAUUCUAGCUUGUAAAUUGGCAAUUCAAGAUAAAUGUAUAGAGAAAAGACCUUUUCAGAUGUAAUGCAUGUGUAGAAAUAGAUUCUGAUCACACCAAAUGGUACAUACAGUUAGUCAAAUCAAAGUCUAGUUAAAGCUAAACAAACCAGCAAUUUGAUUUCAUCCACGGUUUAUUGCAAACAAAACAGAGAUCCACACCUUUAAUUGAAAUACUGCAAUUUUUCUGACAGCACAGUAUUUUGUGGCAUUGUACUGCUAACUUAAAACAUAUAUAUGCAUAUAGGCCUAAAAGGGAGAACUUCCUAUAUUUACUCAACAAUGUUCCCUGUGAAUGGGCUGGUCUCUCCAGGUGUUGAAAGACAAGGAAUGGGCCAGGACUUAAAGUUCAGCUCUUUAAAAUGCUACUGUUUGGAAUCAUGUAUUUAUGAUGAGCUACAUGAAGUGUUACAAACUAAAAUGUCAGCCCAGCCUUUCCUUUGUGGUUUUCAUCUACCGUGAUGCCCUCUGUGGCCUUGGUGGCUGCAGUGUGUGAGGGAACUAUUUGAGCUCAAGGCACAGUGAGUCUGCCUCCACUUUCUGCUUCUCUUUGUGGGUGUGUGAGCAGGGAAGCUUUUUUCUUUUUAAUAUGUCUGACCUCCUCAGCCUGCUGCCUGCUAGCAUCUAGUCUGACCCAACCACUACAAGUGCUGCUAUGCACUCCAACACCUUGGUGCUAUAUCUCUCAUUUAAAUGCUGUCUGGUUUGGACUGCUUGUGGCGUCAGACCAGAGUGAAGUGAUGACAAUGUCAUACCGCUGCAGAUUGUGUUGUGAUAUUGCGCUUGUAUUCUCAGCUUGCACAGAAUGAACUGAUUAAAAAUGAUGCAACAAACUCUUGUGUUAUGGCUUAUUGCAUCCUUUAUGUGAGGUAUUGGUAUUAUGUUCUAUUCUAGCCCCAGUCAUGAUCAACCUCAAGACAAAUAAACUCAUUAACUUGACACAACAACUCUCCCCUAGCCUGAAGGAGGCAAUCCACCCUUUUCUGUCUGUGGAUCCUGGCUUCAAACAAGACGAUACUCAUUUUACACCCAAAACAGCAGCCUCAAGUCUUAGGAAAGACCAUAUAAGCUUGGCAUGUCUUCCUUUUUUAAUUAUCUCCUGUUCUUCUCAAUAGAUCUGUACAAGCCCAGCAAAGCUGCAUGGGAAACAUCAGUUCACAGAUUUUCUGAAACUACUCCUGUGUUUUCCUGGGUGAUUGUUAUUUGUUGAAAUGUAAUCAUGUCCCUCAAACUGAGAUCCUGAAGUCUCUGGAAAAGGCUCUCAUCCAGGAGUGCCUCAUAAUUUUCUGUUGAUCUUUGACUUUGUCCAAACUGAACUCAGAAAUAGGAAAAUCCCCACAGCAUGAUGCUGCCAUCCCUAUGUUUGACUGUAAGGCAAGUCAAGUUUAUUUGUAUAGCACAUUAUAAGGUAGGGACGGUAUCGAUGAUGUGAUGCUCAGUGUGUUGUUUCCUCCAUACUUGUCAGGGAUAGUGGGGAAAUAGUUCAAACUUAAUAAAAUGGCAGGAUUUUUUCUAGUCAUCAAAGGUGAAUGUCAUUCAUGUGCCUUGUGUUUUUUAUGAUUAUUAUUAUUUAUAUACAAGAUGAUAAACUGCUAUCCUUUUGA
This is a messenger RNA of Melanotaenia boesemani (Boeseman's rainbowfish), 3738 nucleotides long. It is a transcript of the gene map6b, whose product is annotated as microtubule-associated protein 6b. The coding region runs from base 321 to 1457 and encodes 378 amino acids. Gene Ontology annotation, molecular function: microtubule binding; calmodulin binding. Gene Ontology annotation, cellular component: cis-Golgi network; microtubule; Golgi-associated vesicle. The record is from RefSeq and is a predicted model, not a curated record. Gene Ontology annotation, biological process: cytoskeleton-dependent intracellular transport; microtubule cytoskeleton organization; regulation of microtubule cytoskeleton organization. NCBI's taxonomy places the organism in Eukaryota, Metazoa, Chordata, Actinopteri, Atheriniformes, Melanotaeniidae. The transcript is spliced from 3 exons.